CUGUCUGCACAAGAGAAAGCAGUUGUGGGAGAAUUUUAACUGAAGUUAUAAACAAUCCUUUACUGAUGACUGUAAGCAUUUGGCUGAUACCUACAGUUCUAACAGAUGUGGAUGCAAUUUAUAUCUGAGGACUAAAGACAAACUAGAAACAGUAAAGCUUCUCACUAUUCCAGAGUUGUGGAUAUAUGACAUCACUGACAAUCUCUGUGCAUGAAUGGGGGAAGUUAUGUGGUCACUGCAUUAAGUUCUAUAUUGGGAGUUGCUUGACUGACACUGAGGGAGACUUGGAAAACAAGGAUCAAAAUUCCAAAAAAAGUAUUCAGGUGCUGUACCAGAGUUUGAGACGUACAAUACGAGUAGAUGUAAUGCGAUGGCUGCUUUAGAGAAUCCUACUCAAGGGAACCAAAGAGAUAAUGAAGAAGCCCAUCCAGAGCAAAGUCCAGGAACACAUGGAGCUGGACAAUACACCAUGUUGGGAAAGGCACACGAGUUCUUUCGGAUCUGUGACAUAGAGGACAAAGGCUACAUCACACGCCAUGAUAUGCAGAGGCUUCAUGGUGAGCUGCCUCUUAGUCUUGAUGAGCUGACAAAGGUCUUCGACACGUUGGAUGCUGAUGGCAAUGGCUACCUAACCUUGGAAGAAUUCACUUCUGGAUUUAGUCAUUUUUUAUUUGGAGACAAAUCCCAAACGAAUGAACCUUAUGGAGAACCCACCGAGGAACUAGAGUUUGGAAAUUCUUAUCAAGCAAAAUGGGAGGAAAACACCCAGAAAAUGGUAGAUGAUGACAACACUCAGUUCUAUAAUCUAAUUGACGGUUUAGGUGCAAACAAGUUCCUGGAAGAUGAAAAUCAGAUUAAAAAAUUGUGGAUUGAGUUGAGGAAAGAAGAGCCACAUCUGCUUUCAAGCUUUGAAGAAUUCCUCAUCCGCGUGUUCUCCCAACUCCAAGAAGCCAAUGCAGAAAAGAAUGAACUGGAAUGCGCACUUAAGAAGAAAAUAGCAACUUAUGAUAAUGAAAUUCAGAAUUUAUAUGAAGAGAUGGAGCAACAAAUAAAGACUGAGAAAGAGCAAUUUUUGCUACAAGACACCGAACGAUAUCAGUCACGCAGCCAGGACCUUGAGCAAAAACUUGCAUCUAAAGAACAUGAAUUAGAACAACUCAUCAAAAAACAGAAGAGGCUGGAGAAUCAAUGUACAGAGCUAAAUAAUGACAAAUAUGAAACAAAAGCUGAAAAUGAAAAGCUGAGAUUAACAAAUAAAGAGAUGCGAAGAGAGGUUGAAAGGACAUCUCAGGAGCUAUUGACUGCUCAGCAGCAGCUGAAGAUUUUACAGGAAGAAGCCUCCCAGUUGCAUGAAGAAAGAGAAAUGGAGGUAUAUAGGGUUACAGAGAGCUUACAGAGGGAAAGGACAGGUUUGCUUAAACAACUGGAACUAUUAAGGGAAAUGAAUAAGCACUUAAGAGAUGAACGAGAUAGUUGUUUACAGAAAUCCAGAGCAAAUUCUGCAAAGUCUAUGCUUAGUCAACGAUCAGGAUCUAUAAUUGGCAAAUAUUUUGACAGGAAGCCAUCAGUGAAAAGUCAGUCAUCUGAAGAAGAAGAUGUAUGUAAUCCUAGAAGGAAUUCUAUUGGACUAAAUGGAUAUUUUACAUCGACCGAAAACGACAGCAGUUUAGAAGUCAAACCGGGCAAAGCUCAGUUGUUCCAAAGAAUAAUAUCAAUUGAGGAAGAUCCUCUACCCCAAAUUCAUGAAAUCCAGCAAGACAAGUCAUUAAAUAACUGGAAGGAGAUAGAUGAGAGAAAAGAGAUAAAUGAAACACUGGCAAACACUAAAAAAGAUAACCAGGUUCCUGGAGAAGAUAUGCCUUCUUCCCCAAGGGGACAACCAGUAGGAAAAGAAACAUUGUCCAGUGAGGAACAUGGGCACUCUCACCCAGAUCGCUUAUUUAAAAUAGUUGUGAUUGGAAAUUCCAGUGUUGGAAAAACAUCAUUUUUGAGAAGAUUCUGUGAUGGCAGCUUUUCCCCUGGAACGUCUGCUACUGUCGGUAUUGAUUACAGCGUAAAAACACUAACAGUAGAUAACUCUCAGGUGGCACUGCAGCUUUGGGACACAGCUGGACAAGAAAGGUACCGCAGUAUCACAAAACAAUUCUUUAGAAAGGCAGAUGGUGUUAUUGUAAUGUAUGAUAUUACAUCCAAAGAAACAUUCACUGCAGUUCGGCAGUGGCUGACAAGUGUAGAGGAGGCAGCAGGUGACAAUAUUCCUAUUCUUAUGCUGGGUAACAAAACUGACAUUGAGAGAGAAAGAGAAGUUCCGUGUGGAAUCGGGGAGCAUCUAGCUAAGGAAUGUAACUUGAUUUUCUAUGAAUGUAGCGCAUCAAGUGGGCACAAUAGUAAAGAAUCUGUUAUGCAUUUAGCAAGGAUUUUAAAGGAGCAAGAAGAUAAAGUAAAGGAGAAGACUGUUCAUUUACUUGACCCUCCAAAGAAAAAAAACUGCUGUUCAAGAAACUGAUUUUUUUUAAAAACAUGUUCACAUUGAAUAUAAUACUUACCAUAGAUUUGUACAUUUUGCAUAUUCUCUUGAAUAUUUUUCUUAUUUAGAAGUGAUUAUAGAAAUGACAUCUUAGGGUUGGCUCUUCUGACAUUUUAUCUUUUUCCCUAUUAACUGAAAAGUUUGUACACAUUUUGCUUCUUUUUCUUCUUUUAACAAACAAUGUUAUGGGAUAGAAAACUUCCACGCUCAGAAGCUGGGAAAAAAAAAUAUUCUCAUAAACAUAAGAUUAGUAUCUAAAUUUUAAUGAAUCACUGCCAUCUCUUUUAUUGAUUUCUUUGGAAUUUUACAACAUAAAACUUUCCAAGGACUCUGGAAUAAUUUAUGCUUAUUUAAAUGUCUUAACUUUGAUAGGAAGUUUUAUAUCCAUUUAAGGUCCCAAAAAAGUUUGCAAUUUGAUUUUGAUUUUGAAAAUUAGCUGUAACAUUUGUGUUAAACUACUAGCAAGUUUGCAUUGCUAAAAAUUUUAAAAAUGUAAAAAUCUUACUGACCUUUACCAGCCUGAAAAUUGAUAGCUCUUUUUUUAUGUAAUUUAUACAUUUCAAUGUCAGCAAAGAUAUAAAGAAUAUAAAUGAAUUAAUUUAAGAUUUUUUUUUAAUUAAUGAUAGGCACAAAAUUCUUUUUUAAUAAGCCAAAAACUAAAACAUUGUCAUUUUUUUACACAGUUGAAAAGCUAGACUUUUUAAAAUAAUAUGCAUAUUUUAAUUAAGAUUGGGCUAGUGGAGUGUAGCAAUAGAAUUAGUUAUCUUGGCAUAUAAAAUGUUUUGUUUGUUAAUUAAGUUUGUUAAUUUCGUAGUGAAAUUUUUCUUCCUAGUUUUUCAGUGUAAGAAUGAAACCUACAUUAAAAUAUGUGCUGCUAAAAAUUAUUUAAUUAUAAUAAUAAUAAUUAAUAUCUAGUAUUAAUACUUUACCUUGUUUUAUAAAUUGAGACUACUGCUUACAAUGCUUAUAAAUUUAUUUGCUGAAUUUGAUUGCUGUAUUUUUCUAAAGAUGUUGACUUUCAGGGAAGUAUUUUGCUUAGGUGAUACUUUAUUGUGUAAUUGUUUUAAAAGAGAUAUUUAAAUAUAUUUAAAAUUAGUGCAUAAUUUAUAGCUCAGGACCAUGCUCUGUAUAUAUAUUUAAAAAAAAGAAAAAAUCAUUCUAUUUUAAGACAUACAUUUUAUAAAAAUAGAUUUAAAGUAUUUAAAUGUGUUAAUAUGACAAAAGAAAAUAACAUAUUCAGGCAAAUUCCAGUUUUAGAAAUGUUUAGACUAGUGCCCAAUUCCCUGACCUAUUUUAAAGGAUUCUAUCAUUUAAUUGUCAUAGUAUAUUGUAUAUGCACACAACCAUAUAUAUAUAUUUUAAAAACUUAAAUUUUUACACUAAUUGGUGCAUAUUUAUGAAUUUAUGUAUGACUCAAUUAUAAAUAUCUGUUUUGCAACAUAUUUCAGUGCCAUUAUGUACACACACAUACACAAAUGUUGACGGGUAAACUAUAUAAGUAUUUUCCAACCCUAGGAAAAUUCUUUAUAACUAGUAUAAGUGAUUUUCAUGGAAACAAUGCAUUACUUAAUUGUUUGCAGUAUAUUAAGUAGCACUGAUGCUAUGUGAAAUAUUGCCUGUAAUAAAACUUUUACAAUCAAAGGAUACAAUUACUAAUAAAAAUAAUUUAAUCUAUUCA
Molecule: messenger RNA, 4205 nt
Organism: Bombina bombina (fire-bellied toad)
Lineage: Eukaryota; Metazoa; Chordata; Amphibia; Anura; Bombinatoridae
Gene: CRACR2A
Product: calcium release activated channel regulator 2A
Exons: 19
Coding region: 371-2506 (711 amino acids)
Molecular function (GO): GTPase activity; calcium ion binding; GTP binding
Source: RefSeq, a predicted model, not a curated record